AUAUCUUCAAUUAAUCAAUUGUCACUGAGAAGAGAUAAAUAUAAUAGAAAAUAAAUUCCAUUUAAGAAAGAGCGGUGCCACACAAUUUUCUCUCGCCUUUAGCCAUACCACAGGACAUGGCAGGAGCUCAACUCUGCUUUUCGCUCUCCUUCUCCAUCCGCGAUGUUUGUGCUAUUAGCUCUGCAAGAAGAAACCAUUCCAUUUCUCUAUUAACCACUUCGAGUUUUGCCAAAAGUGGGACCACUUUCGCCACUGGCUCUCCUCUCUUAAUAUCAAGAACUUCUCUUUGGAGGAAGCCUGUAAGCAGAGCAACUUCAGUUUCUAUAAGAUGCGAGCAAAGUACCCAGGGAGGCAACAGUGUUGAUGUAUGGUUAGGACGGCUUGCAAUGGUUGGCUUUGCAGUGGCUAUCAGUGUGGAAAUAGCCACAGGCAAGGGCCUUCUGGAGAAUUUUGGGCUUACAACACCCUUGCCUACAGUAGCAUUGGCAGUAACAGGAUUGGUGGGUGUUUUGACAGCUAUUUUUAUAUUCCAGUCAGCCUCUAAGAAUUGAGCCCACACAUAAGGUUGUGGUACAGUGUUUGUAAAGUUGUAAUUCAAAAGAUCUUUAAGGUUGCAUUUUUGUUAAUCACUAAUUUUAAUGUCUUUAAGCCAAGAAUGGGGUAAUACUUGAGAAUGUAAAGUGAUGGAAAAUAUAAUCUAUAUGACACCUUUCCUUA
Molecule: messenger RNA, 717 nt
Organism: Hevea brasiliensis (rubber tree)
Lineage: Eukaryota; Viridiplantae; Streptophyta; Magnoliopsida; Malpighiales; Euphorbiaceae
Product: stress enhanced protein 1, chloroplastic
Exons: 4
Coding region: 117-551 (144 amino acids)
Biological process (GO): cellular response to high light intensity
Source: RefSeq, a predicted model, not a curated record